UGUAAUUCACAAAAUGAAUACAUCAUUAUUACUAUUAACCAUUGUAGUUGUUUUAAGCUCUACAGCUAAAGCAGGAAAUUUUUAUACUUCUCCAAGUAAUAAAAUAUAUUAUGUGGAACCAGGGUAUAGUUACAAAUGGUUUGAUGCCCAUAUCGAGUGUUAUAAUCGUAAUAUGACCUUAUUUACCAUAGAAAAUGAAGAUUCAUUCUAUGAUCUUUAUAAUGUUUUAAUAAGUGGAAAAUUCAAUCGCAAGCCACCACAUCUUUGGAUAGGUGCUAUUGGGGCUCAACGUAAAUUUACUUGGAUAUUAAAUGGCAAACCUGUCAUCUGGAAAUAUAGCAGUUUUGAUAAUGCUAGAAAUUCCGAAAAUUGUUUACAAAUGUUUGAAAACACUAAAGAUCUUAAUGAUCGUAAUUGUGUGGAUCUUUUGGGUUUUGUGUGUGAAGAGAAUCGAUAUCAAAACAAUAAGUGUGAUCAAACGAAAAUGGCGGAAAAACAUAUUGUGUUAAAUAUACAUCAACAUAAGAAUUAGUGUUAAUAAAUGGAUUUUGUGUUGUAUUUAAGAUUUGCUUAUAUUAUUUUAGAAAUAAAAACGAAUGUGCUAGAUAAUGUGGUUUAUAUUACCACUUGUGGCUCUGAUCUAA
This is a messenger RNA of Lucilia cuprina (Australian sheep blowfly), 644 nucleotides long. RefSeq lists its product as uncharacterized. The transcript has 3 exons. The record is from RefSeq and is a predicted model, not a curated record. The coding region runs from base 14 to 532 and encodes 172 amino acids. NCBI's taxonomy places the organism in Eukaryota, Metazoa, Arthropoda, Insecta, Diptera, Calliphoridae.